Messenger RNA from Entrophospora sp. SA101, 164 nucleotides. The record is from the annotation of a GenBank genome assembly. Lineage: Eukaryota; Fungi; Glomeromycota; Glomeromycetes; Entrophosporales; Entrophosporaceae.
AUGACGAAUUCAAAGUCGACAUCGUGGAAGACGCCCGAACCACUUCUUAAUUUAUCAGAUUUAGUGAAUGCUCAAUUAGCUUUUCAUAAAGAAGCAUAUGAAAUUCUUAGAGAACUUGCGCCAGAGAUUGAUGACAUUCAUGUAACUCAAGAAGCAUUAUACAG